CUACUACUAAUGGCAAGUCAGCCAGCUUUCAGUACAGUCCAGUUUGACCAUGUUCCUUUCUGUUGUGCUGCUGUGGCUCUGCGUUUGCUUCAUUGUUCUUCAGCUCAAAUCUCGGAGACCCAAGAACUUUCCACCGGGACCCCCUAUCCUGCCCCUGCUAGGCAACACUUUGCAGCUGAGCCUGGAGAACCCUUUAAAGGACUUCGAAAGGCUGAGGAAGUCUUAUGGAGACGUCUACAGUAUCUUUAUUGGCCCUAAACCAGCAGUAAUCAUCAAUGGGGUGAAGGCCAUAAAGGAGGCCAUGGUGACCAAGGCUAGGGAUUUUGCUGGACGACCUCAAGACUUGUUUGUUAAUGAUGUCACCAAGGAUAAAGGGGUUAUUCUGGCAGAUUAUGGCUCUAGUUGGAGGGAACAUCGUCGCUUUGCUCUGAUGACUUUGAGGAACUUUGGUCUGGGGAAGAACUCGAUGGAGGACAGGAUUCAUGAAGAGAUUAAAUACACCGUCAAUACCCUGGAAAAGAGCAUUGGUAAAACCAUGAGUCCUCAAGUUAUGUUUCACAAUGCAGCGUCCAACAUCAUCUGCCAGGUCCUGUUUGCUAGACGCUACGAGUAUGACAACGCGCUAAUCAAAGUGAUUGUUAGGUGCUUCACUGAGAAUUCCAGGCUAGCCAAUGGCCCGUGGGCUAUGCUGUAUGACUCUUUUCCUUUAAUUCGUUACCUACCACUGCCCUUCAUGAAAGCCUUCAAGAAUGCAGAGACAGUUGAAAAUCUUGUAAAUGAGUUUGUAAAAGAGCACAAGAAGACCCGAGUUCCCGGAGAGCCACGGGACUUUGUUGACUGCUAUCUGGAUGAACUGGAGAAGAGAGGAGAUGAUGGGUCUUCAUUUUCAGAAGACCGGAUCUGUCUGUACGCUUUAGACCUUUACUUUGCUGGCACUGACACUACAUCCAACACCCUACUUACUGGAUUUCUUUACCUUAUGAACUAUCCGCAUGUACAAGAACGGUGUCAGCAGGAGAUAGACCGAGUGUUGGAAGGGAAAGACCGAGUCAGUUUUGAGGACAGACACAAGAUGCCCUACGUGCAGGCUGUGAUUCACGAGAUACAGAGAGUUGCCAACACUGUUCCUCUCAGUGUCUUCCACUGCACCACUAAAGACACAGAGCUGAUGGGUUAUUCCAUUCCCAAGGGAACAAUGAUCAUCGAGAAUCUGACCUCAGUGCUCAGCGAGGAGGGACAGUGGAAAUUCCCUCAUGAAUUCAACCCUGAAAACUUC
Molecule: messenger RNA, 1276 nt
Organism: Neolamprologus brichardi
Lineage: Eukaryota; Metazoa; Chordata; Actinopteri; Cichliformes; Cichlidae
Source: RefSeq, a predicted model, not a curated record